UGUACCUAACCAUUAAAUUUUAGAUAACCGGGAUCACAAAACUAUAUCGUUUCGAAUUUAAGAAAAACGAGAUAUGCGGAAAUUUGUGAUAAGUUGGUACAAAUUUCACGGCUAUAAUUAGGAACAACUUAAGAAAUGAUAACAAAGAUGAUAAGCCUCUCUUAGAUAUACUCCAACAAUUAUUGGUGAUUCGUUUCAUGAAGUUGUACAGAAAAAUCUUCUAAAUAAAAUACUCAGAAAAUGAAUAAUUUUACAUUUUUUUUGGUUGUAUUUUGUUGGGUUAGUGGUGGAAGUAGCUGGCGAUUUUUCCACAAUGGAAGAAUUAAGGGUGGAAACUUGGGAUCUCCCCAGCACCGCAGUUUGAUCAAGGAGAGCCGAAACUUCACCAGAUGGUUUACCCAAAAUUUAGAUCACUUUGAUCCAACCAAUAGAAAAACCUGGGAACAGAGAUACUAUGUGAAUGAUGAGUUUUUUGAUAGAUCAAAAAAUACAGUAUUUUUGAUGAUUGGAGGUGAAGGUGAAGCAACUGAUAAGUGGAUGACAAAUGGAACUUGGAUCGAUUAUGCUCGAGAUUUUGGCGCCUUAUGCUUCCAAUUGGAACACCGUUUUUAUGGAAAAAGUCAUCCUACAGAAGAUCUGAGCACAGAAAAUUUACGUUAUCUCACAAGCGAGCAAGCUUUGGCGGACUUGGCAACAUUUAUUUACGCCAUGCACGAAGAAUUUGAUCUUCAGCCUGAUGUCAACUGGAUUGCAUUCGGAGGUUCUUAUCCCGGUUCCCUCGCGGCAUGGCUUAGACUGAAAUAUCCACACUUAGUCCGCGGUUCUGUUAGUACUAGUGGGCCGCUUCUGGCACUCACGGAUUUUGACGAAUACUACAAAGUAGUUGGUGAAGAUCUGCGAACAAUAAGCGAAGACUGUUAUUCUGCGGUCAAAAGGGGCACCGCACAAGUCGAUUCUCUCCUGCAACAUAUGACCGGUCAAAGAACCCUCACGGAAAUGUUUAAACUAUGCGACCCGAUUGAGGAUAGCAUCGAAAAUGGCAACGACAUAUCCAAUUUUUACGACAAUCUUGCUGGAAAUUUUGCCGGCAUCGCGCAGUACAACAAAGAUAACCGGAUCGGACAGAGUCCCGAGAAAUUAAAUGUCACACUCGACACAUUGUGCGGUAUUAUGGGAAACGAACAGAGCAAUAUGUUGGAGAUUACGCGACUCGCACAAGUAAACGCUUUAAUUUUAAACAUGACCAAUCAAACGUGCACCGAUUACGUUUACUCGAAAAUGAUUGACGAAAUGCGCAACAUCAGUUGGGAUAGCGAGUCCGCUGAAGGCGGCAGACAGUGGUUCUACCAGACGUGUAACGAGUUUGGCUUUUACCAAACCUCCUCCAACAAGCCACAAAUAUUUGGCGACAAGUUCCCCGUUGAGUUUUAUAUUCGACAGUGUGCUGAAGUUUUCGGACCGAAUUACAACGCUUCCUAUCUGGAGGAGGGAACAAAACGCACCAACACGAUUUACGGAGCGUUGGAUAUUGAAGUGUCGAAUGUCGUUUUUGUGCACGGAUCUGUCGAUCCCUGGCACGCUCUGGGCAUAACCAAGUCUUAUAACGAAAAUGCCCCCGCCAUUUUUAUUAAAGGUACUGCCCAUUGUGCCAAUAUGUAUCCAAAGUCGGAAAACGAUUUACCGCAGCUUCAAGCUGCGAGGGAGCAGAUACGACAGUUAAUUAGUACCUGGUUAAAAUAUUAAGUAUCCGAUUAACAUUAUAGUGUCGUUGAAUGAUAAUAAAAACAUACUUCU
Messenger RNA from Cylas formicarius (sweet potato weevil), 1794 nucleotides. RefSeq names its product putative serine protease F56F10.1. The record is from RefSeq and is a predicted model, not a curated record. The transcript has 4 exons. Gene Ontology annotation, molecular function: serine-type exopeptidase activity; dipeptidyl-peptidase activity. Gene Ontology annotation, biological process: proteolysis. Bases 241 to 1743 code for a protein of 500 amino acids. Lineage: Eukaryota; Metazoa; Arthropoda; Insecta; Coleoptera; Brentidae.